Molecule: messenger RNA, 543 nt
Organism: Chrysochloris asiatica (Cape golden mole)
Lineage: Eukaryota; Metazoa; Chordata; Mammalia; Afrosoricida; Chrysochloridae
Gene: CRCP
Product: CGRP receptor component
Exons: 6
Coding region: 1-543 (180 amino acids)
Biological process (GO): transcription initiation at RNA polymerase III promoter
Cellular component (GO): RNA polymerase III complex
Molecular function (GO): nucleotide binding
Source: RefSeq, a predicted model, not a curated record
AUGCGGGGGGUGGGGAAGGACGGCCAGUCCGGGAGGGCCCUUGGGACCCGGGUGGCUGGCGAAGAAAGUGAUUCCCGCACUGCCUGUCUGAACCUUCGAGCCUCGGACGCCUGGAAGGAUGCCAACUCUGCCCUGCUGAGCAACUACGAGGUGUUCCAGCUACUGACUGAUCUUAAGGAGCAGCGGAAAGAAACUGGGAAGAAUAAACAUAGCGCUGGGCAACAGAACCUGAAUACUAUCACCUAUGAAACAUUAAAAUACAUAUCAAAAACUCCCUGCAGACUUCAGAGUCCAGAGAUUGUCAGAGAAUUCCUCACAGCCAUGAAAAGCCACAAGUUGACCAAAGCUGAAAAACUGCAGCUGCUGAAUCACAGACCUAUGACUGCUGUUGAGAUCCAGCUGAUAGUGGAAGAGAGUGAAGAACGGCUGACAGAGGAGCAGAUUGAGGCUCUCCUCCACACCGUCACCAGCAUCCUGCCUGCUGAGCCCGAGCCCCCAAAAGGCGCUGACGACGAAGCCAUGGACCAAGAGGACCCAGCCUAG